Rubroshorea leprosula is the source of this 765-nucleotide messenger RNA. The record is from the annotation of a GenBank genome assembly. Lineage: Eukaryota; Viridiplantae; Streptophyta; Magnoliopsida; Malvales; Dipterocarpaceae.
UCAUCCCAAUCCCAUCCCAUCCCAUCAUCCCUUUCUUUCUCCUAGCAUUCUUUCGUUCUUUUCAAACAUCUCAUCUUCUUUUUGCUUUUCUCAUUGCAACCCACCUGACCACCAUGAAUGCUUUAGCGAGUGGAAGAUUUGUCCAAAGGACAAUCUUGACAAGGUUUUGCAACUCUGCCUGCCACGAGGUGAUUACUAAGUUGGAUGAGAAGGACCAAAAGGCUAGUGUUGAGAUGAAGAAGGUCAUCACAUUGGUUAUCACUAAGAUGAAAAAGGUUGUCAUACCAAUACAAGGUGAAGUAUGGGUGUUUGUUUGGGAAGACCGCCUCACCAUUGAAGUUGAGACUUUGGUUUUAAAGUUGAUGGGCCAAGUUAUGAGGAAAACAGAUGAGCUAGCUCACAUAAGAGCUAAAAUGAAGGAUAUGCAAGCCAUUCAAAAAAAAGGGGCAUCAUUUGGUUCAAAAAUUGGAGUUAAGAACACUAACAAUGGAGGUGAUGCAGACGACAAUUGCAGUGGAGGUGACGUUAGAAGCAAUGGUGGUGGUGGUGGUGGCUGGGGAUUGGCGGGCAUGUUGAAGAGUCUAUGUAUUUUUAACUCAAACAAGAAAGUCAAGUGAUUUUAACCCAAAUAGAAAAACCUAAGCGUUUUUUAUCUAAACAAAGAAGUUUGGGUAUUUUAACCCAAAUGUGUGAAAAGUCCAAGUGUUUUAAACCCAAACAGAAUUGUUUGAGUAUUUUUAACUCAAAUAGAAAAGGCUAAGUAUU